Molecule: messenger RNA, 3645 nt
Organism: Pungitius pungitius (ninespine stickleback)
Lineage: Eukaryota; Metazoa; Chordata; Actinopteri; Perciformes; Gasterosteidae
Gene: fam117ba
Product: family with sequence similarity 117 member Ba
Exons: 8
Coding region: 728-1642 (304 amino acids)
Source: RefSeq, a predicted model, not a curated record
UUUUCCGUUGCGCUUCACACUGGUACCUCUCCCGUCGGUCAACCGAGGCUAGCGCAGCAUCACCGCCGUCCUUUCUAUCCCCUCUUCUGUAUUUUCUGUCCCUCUGGUCAUUUAUUUCUGUAGCUUCCGGGACGUAGCGCACCUUCCCCUUCUUUUCUCUCUCACUCCGUUUCUUCCUCGACCAGGAAGCGUUUUUCGGUGGCCGCUCCAGUCGUCUUGCCGCAUCAGCCGGGCGAGAAAAACAUCCACGACGAGGAGGAGGAGGAGGAGGAGGAGGAGGCAGAGGCAGGGUGCGAACACAGCGACGCCCAUUUUGACACCUCUCGUAGCACCGCCGUCUCCGCGGAAGACGCUCGAGUAUCUUUUUUCUAUGUCCGCUCGUUUGCGUCGAAGGGGCCGUUUGCUCGCUUGUAGCCGGAGUCGUCGGUUCCCACCGCGCCUUUGACGUCCUCGUGGCGGGCAGAUAUCAACAGGGAGCCGGGCACCUCCACGCGCCGCAGCUCGGUCACGUUUCCGCAGACGCCUUAACGUCCCACGUCUUCCUGCGGUUCUUCUCCGGUGUCCCUCGCCUCCCCCUCUGAGGCCCCCACACCCCGAACUCGCUCCUCAUUCUCUUCCGGUCUCCCGCCAUCGCGUCCAGCUGUGGCCCUCGCAGGGCGCGCUCGCUGGCUCUCACCUGACAGGUCCCUGGCCUCAGGACGACAGCCAGCAACUGCAAUCUCCCUUCAUGAGGGACAAAGCGACGCAGACCCCCAGGGCCUGGGCAGAUGAGAGGAGGAGGGGCUCUCACAAGCGCUCGGCCUCCUGUGGGAGCACCGACCAACUCAAGGAGAUUGCCAAGUUGCGUCAGCAGCUGCAGCGCAGCAAACGCAGCAGCCGCCACCGGAGGGAGAAGGACCGCAAGUCCCCUUUCAAUGGCAGCCACACCAUCAUCCAGUCGCAGUCGCCGAUGCCAAAGACCAUCCUGGUCCCAAUCCCCAUCUCCAAGUCCUCGGCCCCUCGCUUUCGCAACAGCGUGGAGGGCCUCAACCAGGAGAUCGAACGCAUCAUCAUCCGCGACACACCUGAGAAGGAUGAGACCAUCGUGCCACAGGACGUCCCAGAUGGGCAUCGCGCGCCCCCGCCAGUCCCCUCGCGUCGAAGCAGCAGUACCCGCAGCAUUGACACCCAGACCCCGUCGGGGUGCGGACUGAGUGGUAACCAUAGCAACUGCAGUAGCCGCCCUGACUCCAUCUCACCCUCCUACCUCACGGUCCUCAAUGACACGGUUGGAGGCAGCCCCUAUGAAGACAAAGAGCUGGGCCCCUGCUCCCCGCUGCCCAAGUACGCCGCCUCUCCCAGACCCAACAACAGCUACAUGUUCAAGAGGGAACCUCCAGAGGGCUGCGAGAAGGUCAAAGUGUCCGAGGAGACCAUGCCCAAAACCCUGCAGGACCUUCCGCCCUUCCUGUGUCCUGACCGCAACAAGGUCAACUUCAUCCCCAACAGCGGCUCCGCCUUCUGCCUCGUCAGCAUCCUCAAGCCAUUGCUGCCCGCCCCGGACCUGAGCUUUCGCUCCGCAGUAGGCCUCCGGAGUCUGUCCCCAUCCCUCGUGCCUCUGUCCACCCAGCCCUGCCUCCUGGAGGAGCCCGAGAGCUUCUGAGGGCUUUGAAAUGAAAGGAAAAGGAAAGCCCGCCCCCUCUACGAAAUAAGAACAAAACACCCUUUCUGCUCCAGUUAAAAAUGUUAAAAAAAAAAAAAAAUGCCUCCAGCAUGCCAGCUAAGCCCUCCGAUGUCCUCCAUGUUGACAAAGCACUUCUCACUGCCUCUCCUCCUCAGACGACCACGACGCCAGAGUCCGGCGGGGCAGCGCUUGGGGCGCUGGCGGCAAACAUUUCAUCGCUUUCUUUUACCUUCAGUGCUGGUUAUGUUCCUGUUUUUUAUGGGGUGGCGGGGAAAGAAAAAGGGUGGGAAAAAGGGACUGACUGUUUCAUCGUAUUAUACCAUGGCGCCUUUCCACGGACAUAUCUCUUUUUCUAUCUGUAGUUACUUCUCUUGAUAUAUAAAAAAUAUGCCUUCCAUUAUUUAAAGAAAAAAAAAAGUGGGGGGCCGCCAGUUUCCUUGACGACCAUGAGUUUGGAAGCUAAUUUAAUGGUGCUGCCAGAAAUACAACGUAGCAAAACUUGAAACAGUCGCAGACAUUAAGAGAAGUUUAAAAAAUAACUUUAAAAAAUGUGCCUGGUACUUCAGACCGCUCUGAUUCGCUGAGCCGCCGUAGCGCUCCGAUCACGUGUGUUUCUCUAGCACGACGCACACCAUGUCGCCAGGACAACGGCCAUUGGUAUAUAUCGGGGGCGGGGGGCGAGGAAGCGAGGUGGUCCGCACGAACACCCUGUACCAAGACCACCUGUGACCUGAAGCCAGACGUGCGUCUGGUGCUGGAACAAGCCGGUGCCUCCGACGCGCUAACCGGUAGCAGCGAGCCUUUUUACGUUAUUUAUUCCCAAACUUCUCCUUGCGUUUCCGUAAUGCUGAUUUUAUUUUUUUCCUCCCGUGUUGCUCGGAAAGAGUUGUGUAUUGAUUUUCGGACGUGGGGGGGGGGGCUACUUCGUCUUUUUCUUCUUCACAACAGCCUGAGCACGCAGAGGUCAGUGGACCCAAACACAGUGAAGGCCACGUGGGUACACAAGUCUCCAACAAUGAAUAUCUCAUAACCCUGAAGCUGCAGUUGUAUUGCGUGUAACGUCCCACACAGAAUCAUCACUGGACUUUUUCAUUUCUUUCUGCCGUAAGGAUGGAAACACACAUUCUUUCUUUUUUUUUUGCUGGUUCUCAUUGUAGUUUGAGAAAAGAACAAACUGAAGGUGACAUGCGGACCUGCAUAGAGUCACGUGACCCCCCGGUGUGGCGUUUGGGUUCUCCGGCCCCCUUCCUCCUGUAAAUGUCGUUACUACUCGACUGUGCCUGCUGCUGUGGGAUAGGAAUGUACUGGAUCUGUAAAUAAGGAGGCACACCGCAUUUGUAUUAUCGACGGACAAAGAUAUGUAUCUGAAUUGAGUCAACGGCUGUUCCAUAUACUCCCCCCCACUGCUUUUUUUUUCUCUCUCCGCAGAGUACUGUGAAUAACUACAUGUCUCAUUAUUGUGAAUGAUGUAUUUAUUUAUCAAGAGUGUGAUUUGGGUCUCCACAGAGAAUCUUAACCAAGAGUAGAUUACAUCAUCCAUCUCAGGUUGUAGUGAAUAGAAUUACAAACUCACACACACACACAAAAAAAGAUGUAUUAGCUUCUCCGCACGCACUAGCGAAGUCUACGUCACCGUAGCAGAGCAGGAAGUAGAGGGGCGGGCCGUCAUGUCAGUCAGUGACCAGAGUCCAGAUGCUCAUUGAAAAUAUCACUCACAAGCGUUGCGGACCGAUUUUUCUUAUUUUUCUUUUUCAAGUUGUUUACAACAAUACACAAAGGUUGAAAAGAACAAAUUUAUACAAGUGGAAAUGCAGAUUUAUUUCAACUUUCACAAAGUGGAUAAACAGCAUUUUUGGAACAAGGCUCAACACAAUGUUUGCUUGUCCAGUUUAUUGGAAACAGAACUGCCAAGUUUUCAUCUGUUAAACCGCUCGAGUGAAAUAAAAAGGCAUAGUUGCAUUAAAUAAAGCAUUUGUGAUUGA